Ochotona princeps (American pika) is the source of this 3272-nucleotide messenger RNA. It is a transcript of the gene CDC7, whose product is annotated as cell division cycle 7. The record is from RefSeq and is a predicted model, not a curated record. The transcript is spliced from 11 exons. Lineage: Eukaryota; Metazoa; Chordata; Mammalia; Lagomorpha; Ochotonidae. Gene Ontology annotation, cellular component: nucleus. Gene Ontology annotation, molecular function: ATP binding; protein serine/threonine kinase activity. Gene Ontology annotation, biological process: protein phosphorylation; mitotic DNA damage checkpoint signaling. Bases 277 to 1995 code for a protein of 572 amino acids.
AGGGCCUCCUCCGCCACCUGGGAACACUCACUUCCCGACACCUGCCAGGGCAGAGUGAGGGGAACGGAACUCCUCAGAAAUGGCCUCUGUUCCUUCUUUGGGGGUUUGUUCCCAAGGCGCGUUUUGAAAUGCCCGCCCCUUUGAGGGCUGUGGCGUUUGGCAGUGAUGGCUUCAGCCAGUGAUUUCUUGACCCUGUCCAAUAUUCUCUUUCACAGUUGCUUGGCUCCCGCUGUGGACAUGACCCCUUAGCCUGCGUUCUAUGAGUCCCCGUGCGUGAUGGAGGCGACUGUGGGGGUUCAGAUGGAUCAGCCAUUGGCCUUUAGUUCCCCGCGUGACCCGCUUCAGACUGAUGGCUUGAAAAAACAUGAGCAGAAUUUUAAACUCCCAGGUGUUAAAAAAGAUAUUGAGAAGCUUUAUGAAGCUGUUCCACAACUUGGUAAUGUGUUUAAGAUUAAGGACAAAAUUGGAGAAGGCACUUUCAGCUCUGUUUAUUUGGCUACAGCACAGUUACAAGUAGGACCUGAAGAAAAAAUUGCUCUGAAACACUUAAUUCCAACAAGUCAUCCUAUAAGAAUUGCAGCUGAGCUUCAGUGUCUAACUGUGGCUGGGGGGCAAGACAACGUCAUGGGAGUUAAAUACUGCUUUAGGAAAAAUGAUCAUGUGGUUAUUGCUAUGCCAUACCUGGAGCAUGAGUCUUUUUUGGACAUUUUGAAUUCUCUUUCCUUUCAAGAAGUGCGGGAAUAUAUGUUUAAUCUGUUCAAGGCUUUGAAACGCAUUCAUCAGUUUGGUAUUGUUCACCGUGAUGUUAAGCCCAGCAAUUUUUUAUAUAAUAGACGUCUGAAAAAGUACGCUUUGGUAGAUUUUGGUUUGGCCCAAGGAACCCAUGAUACAAAAAUAGAGCUUCUCAAAUUUGUCCAGUCUGAAACGCAGCAGGAAAGUUGCACCCAGAACAAGUCUCAUGUAAUAAUGGGAAACAAGAUUUCAUUGAGUGGCCCAGCAUCUAAGGAACUGGAUCAGCGGUCCCCCACAAAAACAUCUGUCAAAAGACCCUACACAAAUGCACAAAUUCAAAUUAAACAAGGGAAAGAUGGAAAGGAGGGAUCUGUAGGCCUUUCUGUCCAGCGCUCUGUUUUUGGAGAAAGAAAUUUCAAUAUACACAGCUCCAUUUCACAUGAGAGCCCUGCAGUGAAACUUAUAAAACAGUCAAAAACUGUGGAUGUACUGUCAAGAAAGUUAGCAACAAAAAAGAAGACUGUUUCCACGAAAGUUAUAACCAGUGGUGUGGUGAGGAAAACUGGCAGUUCUUGCCCAGCCGCCCUGACAUGUGACUGCUAUGCAACAGAUAAAGUGUGCAGUAUUUGCCUUUCAAGGCGUCAGCAGGUUGCACCAAGGGCAGGUACACCAGGAUUCAGAGCUCCUGAGGUCUUGACCAAAUGCCCUAAUCAAACUACAGCAAUUGACAUGUGGUCUGCAGGUGUCAUAUUCCUUUCUUUGCUUAGUGGACGAUAUCCAUUUUAUAAAGCAAGUGAUGAUUUAACGGCUUUGGCUCAAAUUAUGACAAUUCGGGGAUCCAGGGAAACUAUCCAGGCUGCUAAAACGUUUGGCAAGUCAAUAUUAUGUAGCAAAGAAGUCCCAGCACAGGACUUGAGAAAACUCUGUGAGAGACUCAGAGGUAUAGAUUCUCAUACCUCCAAACCAACCAGUGCCACACAAAGCCCUACUUCUCCUGACAAGAUCUCAGAGAAGACGGACCAUGAAACUUCUUACCUCAUACAAACACCUCUGGCAGAGUCCUCAGGGAAUGGAUUGUGUAAAAGGGACAGUAAUGGCUGCGGGAGUCUUUUUGAUGAGUGUGCAACCAAUUUAGAAGGUUGGGAUGAGGUUCCUGAUGAAGCUUAUGACCUGCUUGAUAAACUUCUCGAUCUAAAUCCAGCUUCAAGAAUAACAGCCGAAGAAGCUUUGUUGCAUCCAUUUUUUAAAGAUAUGAGUUUGUGAUUAUGGAUCUUCAUUUAGUGUUAAUAUUGUGUGUUAGGUAAAAAUGAGUUCUUUGUAAAUAGCCCUUAUGUCCUUGUUUACAGUCUAACACAGGACAAGUAAUUUAUUUUAAAAUUUAGUAUUUACUCUGGUGGCAGAUAUAUGAAAUACAGGUUAAAAUUACUUAAAAUGCCUGGGAUAAUUUUUAGACCAACAAAAUAAUCUUCAAGUUCAAUCCACUCAAGUAGAGUCGGAUCUUUAGUGUAUGUUUACUUUUCACUGCCAUUUGCAGACACAAGAACAGUUUUAGCCUAGUAUGUGAGAGUGUAAGACAGAGUUGUUAAGCAUAAUAGCAAUUAAUUGAGUUGGAACACAUAGUUCACUGAGUUCUUAUGUGAGCCAUGUGUACUUCGUGCUCUUAAAUGUGUACUGGUGCUCUUAAAAUUUUAUAGUGAAGAUAAUUCCGUUUUGUAUAAGCAUAUUAUACCUUUUAAGAACACUGAGAUGUUGGUCAUGGGGCAAGGUAUUUAAAUUGAAUUUGCUCACAUUUUGAAAGUCAUAGAAACGUUUUUGUCUUAAUUGUGAUAUUAAUUUUUCUUCUGACACUUUCUGCUUGGAAAUUAUAUGGUGCUUACUACUUUAUUAGAUGCUACAUGCAUUUAUAGCCAGGAAUUUAUAGCAAUGCGUAUCUUAGAUAAGGAAAAACUAUAGGACAAAGGUGAAGAUUGAGAGUCCAGAAUACUUUUUUUUUUCCUUUUUGCUUUGUAUAUGUUUUUCACAUGAUCUUAAAAAUAAUUAGGUAGCUCCCCCCCACCAAAAGGAAAAAAGAGAGAGAGAGAGCAAACAUGUGGGUUUAUUGGAGAUGUCUCUGGAGAGCUGUCUGUAGCACUGACAAACGGUGUUGACUAAUUUGGUCCUGCUCGGAGAAUGGUUACUAGAGCCUUAGUGUUAGAGGAAGAGGGAGAAUGAAGUAAACAAAGUAGAAAAGGAUCUCAGGCCAGGGGGUUAUGUGUUACUCGCAUUGCAGAUUGAUCCAAGACACAGCAUGUCACACACCAUCUGAAGUCAGGGGAAGGAGUGGAUCUGCUGACCAGUUUCCCUUUUAGUAGUCUUAGAAUGUGGAAAUAGCUUAGAGACAGAUGUAUUUUGUUUGAGCAUUGUUAGGUCGGUGUAUUUACCUGGUCUACUUGGGAAUUAAUAGUGUUUAUAUAAGCCAUUACUAUAAAUCUGCUGUCUUAAAUUCUUAAAAAACCUGAAUAUUCUUGAAUUUGCAUGUUCAGUAAAGUUAUCCUUUUAUA